Molecule: messenger RNA, 1788 nt
Organism: Chelmon rostratus (copperband butterflyfish)
Lineage: Eukaryota; Metazoa; Chordata; Actinopteri; Chaetodontiformes; Chaetodontidae
Product: ninjurin-1-like
Exons: 4
Coding region: 192-614 (140 amino acids)
Biological process (GO): cell adhesion; tissue regeneration
Cellular component (GO): membrane
Source: RefSeq, a predicted model, not a curated record
CUUCAGCAAAACAGAGAAAUCGCUCACGUUGUUGCGCAUAUUAGAAUAACUACAUAUGCAUGUGCUGCUCUGUUAAGCAGGCUAUAUGCUUGCAGGUCCCGUCUUCUUUUUCCCUACAAUAGGACACUAUGCAGCUCAAUUUCUCAGAGCUGCAGCCUGCAGCUGAGGUGUAGCAGCAUACGCAUUGGAAGAUGAUGAACAUCAGCAGCAGCAACAGGGGAAGUGGGGCACAGGCCUCCCGUCCAGAUGUUUGGCCCAGCGGCUCAGCCCCUCUGAACAUGAACCACUACGCCAAUAAGAAAAGCGCAGCUGAGAGCAUGCUGGAUGUGGCUCUGCUGAUGGCCAACGCUUCCCAGCUGAAGGCUGUGCUGGGGCAGGGGCCAAGCUUCUCCUUUUACACCCCCAUCAUCACCCUGAUCAGCAUAUCCCUCUGUCUGCAGGUCACAGUCGGGGUCCUGCUUAUCUUUAUAGUCCGAUUGAACCUGAAUGAUGAGCAAAAGCAUUGGAGGCUGAACCUUAUGGAAAAUGUGGCCACGGGUUUGGUUUUUAUGAUAGUGGUCGUCAACGUCUUCAUCACAGCCUUUGGAGUCCACACGCCGAACCGUGGCGACUGACCAAGAACACGCACAGACAGAGGUGGAAAAGUGGCGCUCAGUGACGCAGAUCUCCUGAGAUCAGACACCUGAGCUGUUGUCCAGAGCUGCACUGUACAUACCAUCUUUGAUGUGGCCAUUUUCCUACUGAUUCAUCACAAUAACAAGUACUUGAAAGGGCUUCAGUUGAGUAUGAAAUGCACCCACCCCCUCACGCAAGUCUUCCUUGAGCAGUCGACAGCGUUUAGUGUAGCAUUUAAUUAAGUUGACUUUAUACAUUCAAUCAAUUUGAUCGUCAUUAUUAAUUAAUGCGGGCUGUCUGUUGCCCUCGAUUUGACAUUGUUUCAGCACGCUAGAACAUUUUCCAUCAUCCUUGAGUCCCACUGUGACGCACUAAAUGAGGGAGCAGUGCCCUCUAGUGUGUUCACUGAUGCUGUUCAAUCAACGAGAUAAAUGUUUUAUCAUCAUCUCCAUGUCGUGCUCACAGCAGACAAAACAGAGCCAGACACAAACCAGGAAAAACACGUGGCUGCUCAUUACUGAACACUUUCCUUUUGCCUACAAAAUCAAACAGUGUUUGAUGCUAAAUCAUUUUAUCAGUGCUGUCACACUAGAUUAAAAUUAAGCUCCAGGUGACGUCAAAAUGUUUUGAGCUUUAUUUGUGCAAAAGCUGAACACUGUUCACUCAGAGUCAAACUCAAGCAAGCUGGUCCCUGCACAGGUGUUUUCACUGAAGUCGCCUAAUUAGACGUCUUCUCAGGACAGUGUGGGUGUGUUUUGAUUGACAUCUUUGUCAUCUUUCUGUUGGUUUUGUUGUACCUGUUGGGGCGGGACAACUUAACCCUUUAUCAUUCUUAUUGGUGCACAGAGUUUGGUGUCAUUUCCAGCACAGCUCCGCCCAGCUUCAACCUGAGCAGAAGUCUAAUCGGCCAGUGAUUGAAAACACCUGUGCGGUUUCCCAGUCACGCUCAGCUCAUAUUACACCUCACAUCAGGUGAAAAUGUGAUUGGAAGGAUUAGUUCUGCACAGAAAAUACAGAGUCAUACAAGCAGUUUGGUCGAACAUUACAUUUGUGUUCCAUAUAAAGAGACGACGGCAGCGGAAAUAAACCUUCAGACAUUAUUGUGUUUUCAUCCUCUAUGAUUUCUAAUGUAUGUAAUGACUGCAUUGCAGUUUUAUAUGUGUUUUAACCAUC